Closterium sp. NIES-67 is the source of this 3701-nucleotide messenger RNA. Lineage: Eukaryota; Viridiplantae; Streptophyta; Zygnematophyceae; Desmidiales; Closteriaceae. The record is from the annotation of a GenBank genome assembly.
UUCGUCACGUCGCGAAGUGGCGAUAGUUUUUUUGGGUAUUUUUCGACGGGCUGCCCCCGAAAUUUCAGCCGAGCGUUUAGCGUUUAUACGCUCGUAUAGCGUAUAGCGUAUAUACGUAGCGUAUAUACGACGAACGCCGAGGAUUUCGAGCGUUUAGUGCAACUUAGAUUUGGCGCAGCAAGCUCUCGCUGACGGCAACAGGACAAGUUCUGCCAUCGGGUUUGGCCAAGGCUAGGAGGCGGGCAGGCCAUGAGAGGGUGUGAGGGGGUUGGCGAUUGCUGUUAGUAGGCGCCCUGGGAGGAAAGUAUUGAUAAGUGCGUGGACGUGAGUGCUGACUGAGGAGUUCGUAAAAGCAGCACCUCAGAGGUGCUCAAAACAUGACGUAUUGAUCAUUGUCAGCUCACUGAUUCAAUUCCCGCUGCUAUCGGCUCUUUAAAGAACCUUCUCUCUCUCUACCUUGGAGGCAAUCGGUUCAAUGGCUCCAUCCCUGCGACCAUCAGCUCAUUAACAGCAUUGGAAACACUGGCUCUCAACAAUAAUCAGCUCAGUGGGUCUAUUCCGUCCGGCACAGAUACUCGCUUAGUCCACCUACAAUUCCUUGAUCUCUCUCACAACUACCUCACAGGCCCCCUUGUGAAACUCCGGGGUUUCGAAGUGGACGUUUCCAACAACUACUUGUCAGGUGUUCUGAGUGGACCAGUCUGCAAUGAAUAUAAUCUCGGAGCCAACUGCUUCACAGUGUACAACAGCUGUAGCAAGUGGGCUCAGCGGCCUGCAGCACAGUGUGCGGCGUUCUGCGGCAUCAACAGUACUACUGCUGCCUGUGGUGGUCUUGCCACCUGCUAUCCAGACGGGCCUAGCUUGGUGCCGACGUGCGAGUGUCAACCAGGAUUUGCACAGUUUGGAGGAUUCAACUGCGGUGCAGAAGGCUGGGUCAAAAGCCUCCAAAUCAGUGGGCCUAUUCGCCCCCCUUUCACUAUACUCACCAAGGGGACGCUACAAGAAACAGCAAAGAGUUUCAUGGAGAAGCCUGUGACCCUGUUUGCUUACCCAAGUGGCGUGAGCUCGGGAUGCGGUGUGGAGCUGGCUUUCAGUGUCAACUUCACCUUCCUCCUUAUGCCCCAGUCUGGUACUGCCGGGUCCAAUGGCUUUGCGUUUGUAAUUGCAGAAAGGGCCAAGGUGGGGAAUCCUGAUGGUGUGGGGUAUGGUGGAAUGGGUACUCGGAGUAUAGCCGUAGAAUUUGACACACUUUAUAAUGACGCGCACGGCGAUAUGAGCAAGCAGCAUGUGGGUCUGAAUAUCAAUGGCACAGAUAAGUCGUUGAUCACGGUGGAAUCGCCUUUCACCCUAAGUGAUGGCAAUGCAUACACCGCAUGGGUGGACUAUGAGCCUGGGGAUCCUGGCAACAUUGAGGUGUACCUGGCUGAUUCCAAGACGAAGCCAAGGGGGCCGCUGCUGCGAACAGAUCUGUCGCUGUGUGCCGUGCUGGGGGCUGGUGUGAAGCAGCGGGCGUUCUUCUUUGGCUUCGUGGCAUCCACCACAGUGAAGCCCUUCCAGCUGCAUGGCAUCGCCUACUCUGCCAUGCAAACAGGCAUUUCUUCACUCAAGAAAGUCCACAUCAGAUACCAAGCCCGUGGCUUCAAUUUAUCAGUGGCCACAUUUGCGCCACCUCGAGGCAGCCCUUUUUUGCGCUAUGUGAGCUCCAACUACAUCAUGACGGACAGCGAAGAGGACUCCUGGGGCCUUGGCGAUCUGCACUCGUGGAACGCCCUGGACUUCCUCGGCUGGCCUGUCAAGGAUCAGAUUGAUUGCAAUGCCUGAUGGGCGUAUGCGGUGGUGGCAAGCGUGGAGGCAGCAUACGGAAUCGCAAAGGACCAGAUCGCUCCUCAGCUGUCAGUGGAGUCACUCUUUGCAGCCAUGGGGCUGACCGACACAAACAAGUGCACCGUUGGAGGUUCCCCCGCCGAGGUUUUUGAGAAGCUGGUCACUCUUGAUGGCAGCAGGGGACUCAUAGAAUUCAAGAAUUGGGGGGCAAGAACGUAUCCGGUGCAGGCAUUUGAGCGCACACAGUUCAAGGGGUAUGUGGGGCUCAUGCUGGCGGUGCGGCGCCAGCCAGUGGUGGUUCACAUCGAGGCUUCUGCUGGCACCUUCGUCGCCUAUGAUGGGGUUUUCAAGUAUCAGGAUCCUGGUUGCUACACCGGCAACUUGAACCACGUUGUGCUCGUUGUCGGCUACUUCAUCAAUAGAGACGACGGCAGCCAGAAACGCAUUGCUCCUCCAUUUUGGAUGAUCCGCAACUCGUGGGGAGAGGAGUGGGGCGACGGGGGCCACAUGCGCAUGGACAUUCAGGGAGGGGAUGGCGUGUGUGGCAUCAACGUGCUGCCUGGCAUCUACCCCGUUGUCAAGAUUCCAGGGGACCCCUGCAGCCAAAGCAGUCACAGGGUGGAUCAGGAUAGUUACGGCAUGAACCCGUGCGGCCGGUUCCCAUGCAAGGCGAUUGGGGAAAGCAACAGCUGCAACUGCACUAUUCCGGGAAAAAGGAGGCAACCUUUUGUUGAAGUUCGGAAUGGAAAUGGCUCCACAUGUGCUUAUGCUAAUGUCACAACCACCAGAAUGACCGUCAGUGGAGACAACUGGUGGUGUGAGGAUGUUUAUCCACUUGUUGGCCUCUCGUCAGGACAAUUCACAAGCCGAAAUCAGGCCAUUAAUUGCAACCAGCCAUUGCUCAAGGGCAGUGUCCUUCAGCUGGGUGGUACUCUCGCCACACCCUGCACUGCCUUCUUCUACACCCUUAAGGGAGACACCUGUUCAUCCAUCAGCGAGUUGGCCCUCUCCAAUGAGGGCGUUCUUACCGCUCUCAACCCCGGUCUUGACUGCUCCAAGCCCAUCAAGGCGGGCCGCUCGGUUUGCCUCGAGCACAAUGCUGACUUUGCCUUCACUGUCCCCGAGUGUCUGCGAUAUGGCAUGCUGACGCCUGAAGACACGUGUGCUUGGCUGCUUCAGAAGAACGCCAGGCCGGGUGAACCUGUCACUGGAGAUUCCUGGGCUGAGCUGUACCGCAACAAUCCUGGUCUCACUUGCUCCACCAUUAUCCCUUCGUCUGUCUCUGUUGUUGGCAGGAAGAUUGGAGUGCAGAUCUGCCUCAGGGCAGAGUAUUGGUCGUUCCAACUGGGCAGGUGCAGAAAGGGCAGGCUUAAGUCAGUCCCACAGUCAAUGGCAUGCUCAGCUGCUUACCGCUUCUACGGUGGAGCUACAACUACGGCUGUCGCAAUGUUCAACGAAUAUAAUGUCAAGUCUUGCUCUGGGGUUGUAGGAUCCAAGUACAUUUGCGUUCCUUGAUCAUUCUGUGGGCUUAGUUCUGAGUGCUUGGCCGAGCUACUGUGAGCUCUGCUGGAACCAGCAGUGGGUAUGUCUGUACAGCUUGUGAGUGACUGCGCAGGCAGCAGGAUGGGCCGAUGCUGCACCAGACACACAUCUCGAGCACUUGGUCAGCUGUUGGGGGGUAUGCGAGUGCUUCUCGCCCAUGGCAGGAAGCAGUGUAACAGAUGUUGGGGUUAGGUGCCUAAACUAACGACUCAACCUGAUGCCUGAUAUAUGGUUGCGAGUGUCUCUUGCCAUCAUAGUGAAGCACUGCCCCCCUCCGAGCACUGUGCAACUAUGCGUCCCUUGCGCAUGGUCGGAAUGGACCAAAUGUUGUGACA